CCGUUAAACAUCAAAGAAGAAGAAGAGCCGGUUUGUAAACAUUAGUCUGUGUCAGUGGAGAGCAGACAGCUAACAAAAACGUACAUUUAAUGUAGUGUUCCAGCGGCGAUAAAAAUGAUACAAACACAGUUUUAUCUGUACAAAAUGUGUCAGCGCUGACGAGCUGCUCUCAUGUGAAUUAUGAGACGUUUACGUAGCUACGUUUAACGGCCAGUCCGACCGUUAGCGACCGUUAGCAACCGUUAGCAAGUCAAUGGACGUAGUGACAGAUAAUUCAAAUAAUCAACAUUUAUCGCCUUUAACUCUUUCACCAUAAGUUACCGGGAUGAUCUCUCAGGUCUUCAUCUUGUCCUCAAAGGGGGACCACCUCAUCUAUAAAGACUUCCGUGGCGAAGCUGGAAGUGACGUCGUCGGUGUUUUCUAUGAGAAGGUCACAGCGCUGACUGGAGACCAGCCUCCAGUCGUCAUGAGUCACAAAGAUCUUCACUUCGUCCACGUCAGGCAGGGCGGACUCUACUGGGUCGCCACGACUACAGCUGACUCCUCCCCCUUCACCAUCAUCGAGUUCCUCAACAGGUUGACAGCUCUGGUUAAAGAUUACUGUGGCAGCUUGUCAGAGAAGUCAGUCCAGAUGAACUUUGCCCUCAUCUACGAGCUGCUGGACGAGAUUGUGGACUAUGGUUACAUCCAGACAACGUCCUCCGAUGUCCUGAAGAACUUCAUCCAGACUGAAGCGGUCUCCUCCAAACCGUUUAGCCUGUUUGACCUCAGUAACGUUGGCUUGUUUGGAGCAGAGACACAACAGAGUAAAGUGGCUCCGAGCUCUGCAGCCACCAGACCAAUCCAGUCCAGCAGGGAGCAGGGAGGGAAGAGCGAGAUAUUUGUGGAUGUGAUUGAGAGGAUGUCGGUCGUCAUCGGCUCCAACGGAGUUCUGAUGAAGGCCGACAUCGAGGGAGAGAUCAAAGUCAAGUGCUACAUGCCGAGCUGCUCAGAAAUGCGAAUUGGCCUGAAUGAAGAAUUCAGCAUCGGCAAGUCACAGCUCAGAGGUUACGGAGCUGCUGUUCGUGUUGACGAGUGCAGCUUCCACCAGGCGGUCCGACUGGACGAAUUUGACACCCAUCGGAUUCUCCGACUCUGUCCCAGCCAGGGAGAGCAAACAGUAAUGCAGUACCAGCUGAGUGAUGAUCUGCCUUCAGCUCCUCCUUUCCGUCUCUUCCCGACCAUCGAGAGAGACAGCGGAGGAAGACUACUGAUGUACCUGAAGCUUCGCUGUGAUCUGCCACCAAAGAGCGCUGCCAUCAACGUCUGUGCCACCAUUCCUGUUCCCAAGGGCUCUGUCAGUUUGUCGCAGGAGCUCAGCAGUCCAGAUCAGAGCGCCGAGCUGAAGCUACAGAGCCGAGCCGUCGACUGGCAGAUCCCUCGAUUCCCCGGAGGAACUCAGCUGUCCGCUCUUUUCAAGCUGGAGGUCCCCGGGCUCAGUUCGGCCUCCAUGUUGGAGGUCGGUCCGGUCGGUCUGAGUUUCGAGCUGCCCAAGAUCACCGUCACAGGGCUGCAGAUCCGAUUCCUCCGCCUGUCCCCUGUCCAGCCCGGCCCAUCACAGCGCUGGGUCCGAUACGUCACCCACUCUGACUCGUACACCAUCAGGAUUUAACCUGACUGAUGAAACAAUUGUGUAAAUAAAAUGUUUAUAUAUGGA
Molecule: messenger RNA, 1696 nt
Organism: Larimichthys crocea (large yellow croaker)
Lineage: Eukaryota; Metazoa; Chordata; Actinopteri; Sciaenidae
Gene: ap4m1
Product: adaptor related protein complex 4 subunit mu 1
Exons: 16
Coding region: 326-1651 (441 amino acids)
Biological process (GO): intracellular protein transport; vesicle-mediated transport
Cellular component (GO): clathrin adaptor complex
Source: RefSeq, a predicted model, not a curated record